UUUCCUCAGACACAGUGUUGGUCGUUUCGCCACUUGUCUUCUCCUUUAUUUAUGAAUAGUAAGUAGUAUCAUCAAAAUGAGUUUGCAUAUUUCGUUUGAAACAGCGACUAGUAUGACUUUACUACAAGUCCCAUGAUGCACCUCUGAUGCCCAUUUCGAACCAAGCGGCGAGCCUGUCAGCAGCAGGUAAACAAACCUAUCUGAUUGGGACUGCGAGCCACAUAAAGCGUAUGCGUUGUUUGACAGUCUUGCAUUUUUAAUGGCGAGGACGAUGACAGUCGAAGAAGAAACAUGUCUGCUGUCAACAAUUCAUUAAAAAUAAUCGCUGAAUUGUAAUUCAACAGAGGCGAGUCGACGGCAAAUAGAAGGACGAGUUUAACCUGCAACCACUGUCGACAUUUGCGCAUGAUGCAUUGCAGCACUUUCGAGAAAAUGGGUGUUUUUAGCCUCAUUCUGAGAAUAGGGUAUAUGAUCCAAGAUGUCGGUUGGGUUCUUUAGCUAUCGUGUCAUUUAAUUGUGCUGGACUCAAAACAACAUCCCCUCUGGCGACCUGCAACAUGGGGCCCAUCAUGCAGGAGCGCACAGCAUCCACGACAUUGAAACGCGUCGUCUCCAAAGAGAAGAUUCGGGUAAAAUAUACUGAAAACAGCGGACCACUAACCAGUUCAAAGAAAGGUAACAAGAUGAAGAAAGCAGUGGGCCAGAUGAAAAAUGGCCUCCCAGGACCAGGUCAGGAUAAGGACACAGUGACAACAGUGCAGAAGGGUGCACAGUCAAAAGGUGGCAGGGUCAAAUCUGGCACUACACGCAAUACAAGCAAACUGUCCAGCCCUGAAGAAGAAGGAGAUUUGAGACCUCAACUCCGCAAACAUUUAUCUGUGCACAGGAAAGAGGAGCAACGCGAAAAUCAACAGAUGUCUCAGUGCAGCAACGAGCUACACCAGAAUCGUGGUGGGAUGGGAAAAAAUCGGCGAGCCCUCUCCCUGCCUCUCUCCCCAAUAUCAGGGCUACGACACAUGCCAGCACACCCUCUAACACACUCCCCAGCCCCAACCCCAGAGGCACUACAGCGGCACUACAACCAGAAGGAUGAAGACACUGACAGUGCCAGUGAUCUGUCAGACUCUGAGAGGCUGCCUGUACUGCCCUCUCCCUGUACCCCCUGCACCCCUCCUCACCUCAACCUCCGGGCCGAGGUCAUCAAUACUAAUGACUUUCCCCCGGACUUCCCAGGACCUCAUGGGGCUGUGGGUGAUGAAGAUGAGAGUGAAAAACCCAGCUACAGUUACCCAGACUUUCUGCCUCCUCCCUUCAACAGCUGGAGCCUGAGACAGCUGGCAGUGUUUCUUCAUACGGAUGGCCGUGGCGCCCCCCGCCCCAAGCCAGUAGGGCCCUUAGAGAAGUACCUGGAGAGGCUGCUGCAGCUGGAGUGGCUCCAGAUCCAAACAGUGCAAGCAGAAAGCAGCCGCCCACCUGGUAGCCGUACAAGGCUGCAAGGCUUCCCCUCUGCCACCACUGCUCACCCCUCCAGGCCUCACACAGCUCCACCAUCACGACUCAACUCCCCUAAAGGGCUGCGGCAAAGCCAGCGAGCCUUCCCAUUUACACCUGUCAACAACCCCCCAUCACCUGCUUCAGCCCAGCAACAGCACUCUCGCUUUCCAGUUUGCCCUCACUGUCACAUUCGCUACCCAUUGUGCAAUGGAAGCUGCUCUGCUAAUGCUUACCAGCGCCACUCAAGGCUCAGCCCACUUCUUGAGCACAAAGCCAGACCUGGAGCACCAGCGAAGAGGAGCAGCAGCGAAACCCGAGCCACCUCAACAGAAUGUAGGAGCCCAGGAGGACAAGGUGGAAUACAAGUCGGAGGAGGAGCCCAGACCCCAGUUAGCCCCUCAGCUGGAAGGAGUCAUCUUAGGCACAUGCAGGCUGCAGGCAAUGUCCGUAAGCAACCCCAGGAUUCUGGAACUAACCCAAACAGCAGAGGUCAGGUGAGGAAAAGCCGCGUCAGAGCCAACUCUGAAACAGAUGUUAAAAAGGAGCCUUGUGGCAGUAAAGCAGCUGGUGCAGAGAAACAAGUUUGUGCUGCAAGUAAGAGAGAGGUCACCACCUCCAAGAGAGUAGAAAGGGACUGGCAGAGGACAGAGGCGGUAGGUCAGGCCUCUAAAACUGCCAUGAAAAGAGCUGCUAAAGAGCCACAGUCUCUCUCCAGAGCUCCGCUCAGUAGUAAGCAGAAUGGCAAAACAAAAAAUGUGCACUUUGUUGCAAAGUAGGCCUAACUCUUAUAAACCAACAAUAUAGUGCUUUGCUUAGUGGUUACUUGGUACAGGAGCUUGAACCUAUGCUUGCUUUCUGUGUAAUCUGUGUAAUACUAACAUGUUGUAACUGUUGUACAGCAGUCUACAUCAGUCAGCGGUGUAUACAGCCUUCUAAAUGUCAAAACUAACAAGAGGUUGAGCAGCUAGAAUAGAGAUGAAAAAGCAAUGAUUUCAAAGCAUAUUAAAUAGAACAGAACUUGUAUUUCUUUCAAAAUGUACAGUAAGUAUACAGUCAUAAUGUUAGACUGUGUUUCGACAGAAGGCUCAUUAUGAUCCGAAGUACUGCUAGGAUUCUAAAAACACAGCUUUUAUGUCUGCUGCACUGCACAUCAUCUCUCAGUAUACUACUAACGUUGAAAUAGGCAUAAAAUAAGCAUUUACUCUACCAUUAGACAGCUUUCAGCAUAAGUAAUUAAUAGUGAAGUUUAACACAGUUCAUUACAUUUUAGUCCUCUAAUAUGACCAUAGCCGUUACUAGUGGAGUUUGUGAUGUUGGAAUGUAUUUGUUUUCAAUGCUCUUACUUUACUUGAUGUUGCAUUUUAUCUUUUCUUUGGUGCCUCAUGUUUUAAGACAUAUUUCCAGAGCAUCUUUGGCUGAAAAGAAAGAGGUGCAAAGAGUGGUGGUGUACUGCAGUGAUGUAAUUUGUUUCAGACAUAUUUGUGCAAAUGGUUUAAAAAUGUUUGGUUACAAGGGCUUUUCAUGUUUGAACAGCUUGAAUUGUAGUCUAUGAUAAUAUACUGUAUUUUGCAUAGAGCUGAGCUCUUUCUAUCAUUGAAGACAGUGUAAUGUUUGCUACGAAAGUAAAUGCAUAUUUUUCCAAAUUUUAUAUACCAUAGUUAUAUUUAUAAGUGUUGUUGUUGACCUGUAUUCAUUAUUGUCAUUAUUAUGUUUACAUUGUCAUGCACAAAAAUUAAAUCUUUAGAGCUGAAUGUAACUUAAUGUCUGCUGUGCUGUACCAUUGGUUAUCAUAAUAUGAAAUAUGGAAUUUCAACACAUCAUAGCUGUAAUGCUGUUACAAAGUAAUGUUAUACAUAUCACCUCCAUGCACCACUGCAUACUUGAAGUCUGUAGAACACAGUACAUUAGUGUGUCUUAUCUGUUUGUUGUGAUUCACCAUGUACACUUAAUUCAUGGGAACACUACAUCAAUGUAAAUAAUGUGAUAUGUAUUCAGACUGCACCUCUUUACCUAAUAUUCAUGUCAAGUAUCAGAGCCAUAGGUAAGGGGAAACGAGGGGCGAUAUUAUUAAUGUGUACAUUAUGUUGACACGAAGGCAGAAAGAUUGUGGUAUGUAUUUUCUCAAUGUUGAAUGCAAGUUUUUGUAUGGCAUAGAAAUAAAUGUUUUGCACUCAA
Molecule: messenger RNA, 3669 nt
Organism: Sander lucioperca (pikeperch)
Lineage: Eukaryota; Metazoa; Chordata; Actinopteri; Perciformes; Percidae
Gene: fam217ba
Product: family with sequence similarity 217 member B
Exons: 4
Coding region: 558-2270 (570 amino acids)
Source: RefSeq, a predicted model, not a curated record